AAUAAAAAGCACGAACAUGAAGUAUUGUAGCGUAAACUGUGUGUGAUUUUAUCACAUGGCUUUUGGUAAAUUAGCCCAAAAUUUAUUUCAAGAAGUUUGCUUACACGGCAUCGACGGCACUGCAUACAGUAGUGCACAUGAAGUUCAACAGGAAUAUACGUUGAUUCUGAACUGAAGGCUCGAAGUUGUUCGAAUCUUCGAUCAUAUUUUUUCCGUGCAAGUUUAUUAUGUUUGAGCCAGAAUUUACACCCAAAACAAUUUUUUAUUUGAAGGGUAUUCCGUAAUAAAUGUGUUUGUGAAAUGACUUAAUAUUAGUACAACCAUUUGUGACCAAUGAUUUUCCGUUUCGGAAAAGUGCAAAUUCCGUUUCCGUUUCCGACAUAAAAAUUCAGUUUCAACUUUACACGUUAAAAAACUCUCUAUUAACCAACGGCCGAUUCAGUUCCGGAGUUGGCAAUUUUCAAAAUUUUACGGAUCCAAUGUUAUAGAGAUAAGCAGUAAAAACAAGUUAGAAACAUGCAACAGCCGUUGCGUUAUCAUUGCACCAAGACAGAAACAGAACGUCAGCCAUUUUGUUUUCACUUUGGCGACAAAAUGUUGAAAGUUUAUGGUUGAUUUGUGACCUUUAUGAGUGAACAAUCAAUGUGUGAGUUCAUAUAGAGCAGGGGUAAGCUGGUUUAUGUAUGGUUGUUGAUUAAAGGGAGGGAUAUAAUGCAAUUUGAGUGAAAAAAAACAGUAAAGAACGUGCCGUGAAUGUGAUGAUUUUGACCUCCAACUCCGUAGUCAUGGUAUGGUAGUGUUACUAUAAAUACCAUAGAGCAAGGCCUAUGCUAAUACAUAUACUAGCAUUGUAAACAACGUGUAUUCAUUUGUACAUCGUUCGUAGGCUGACAUGACCCUGGUUGAACUGACCGAGUCACAAGUUAAAGAAGCAAUAACAUGGAUGAAACAUAAUGAAGAACCAAAGGCAAUGUUAUUUGAGUACAUGGCCAACACCUGUAAACAACGUUACAACUGGAUCAAGACAGAUAGCCCAACUACAGCAGAGAUCCUGGAGGUGUAUCCUCGGCUGUUAGAUCCAGGAAUUGUUGAGCAAGAUUUCCGACUGGCGAUCUCUGAAGAGACUAACCAGCUUUAUGCUAAGUGGCCUUCUUUUUCCAAACAAGUGUACAAGUACAACUCGAAGGUACUCGGGAUCAAUUGGGAAAAGCAGUUGGAUGUAGGAGAGAUCGAUUUUGGCAACUUGACAGAAGAGGAGUGUCAAGAACUGGCUUUCUCAGUUUUGCCAUUACUUUUUGUGGGGAGGAGCAAAGGCAUGAAAGGGAGAUGUACCCCUGCAGAAUCCCUGCGAUCGUUCAUCGAUAUGAAACCAGAAGGUACUGACAUCCAAAACUACAUGGCGAGCAUUCCGGCAAAGGAACGCCCACAGCCCUUCAUUCUUCUUCUUGGUGGAAGCAGGUUCAGCCCUCAACAAGUCUUCAUGGUAGUGGAGAGAAGGGCUGUUUUAUGUUCAUCAAUUCUUCAAGCAGUAGACAUAUGCAUGAAAAUUAUCUAUGUACUCGAUUUGGAUUACCAGCCACACUGCAGUGCAGUGUGGCACAUGCUACAACACAUGGUGUAUAUGUUGCCACCAGGUUCCCUGGCAGGUGUCUCAUUGAUAACUUUCCGAACUUGGCUGAGACAUUUGCCAGAGGCCUAGGUAGGAAUCUAUUUUCAGAUAGGUUAUACACACAGCAUAAAUAAAGAAAAUUCCGAAACAAAAAUAUAUGUAAUGGCAAAGAAAUUAUAAUAAUAAUGAAGUACAUGCAUAG
Molecule: messenger RNA, 1811 nt
Organism: Asterias rubens (European starfish)
Lineage: Eukaryota; Metazoa; Echinodermata; Asteroidea; Forcipulatida; Asteriidae
Exons: 5
Coding region: 893-1699 (268 amino acids)
Source: RefSeq, a predicted model, not a curated record